Pimephales promelas (fathead minnow) is the source of this 3057-nucleotide messenger RNA. RefSeq names its product REST corepressor 1 (gene rcor1). Gene Ontology annotation, biological process: negative regulation of DNA-templated transcription; regulation of transcription by RNA polymerase II. Gene Ontology annotation, molecular function: transcription corepressor activity. The record is from RefSeq and is a predicted model, not a curated record. Lineage: Eukaryota; Metazoa; Chordata; Actinopteri; Cypriniformes; Leuciscidae. Gene Ontology annotation, cellular component: transcription regulator complex; histone deacetylase complex.
GAGAGAGAGAGAGAGAGAGAGAGAGAGAGAGAGAGAGAGAGAGCUAACGCUAGAGAGCAGCCGCACUGCUAGCACUGCAGCCUAAUGUGCUUUUAUCGGCUUUCAAAGACAAACGUCACUUAUUAUUACAACUGAGGGAAAUAUUAUGCGUUCGAUGCACAUAUUUAAGCAUUCGUAGCGCUAUAUGCCCAGUUGGGGAAGUUUGCAUUAGUGCAGGACGGUGUUAUUUGUUUCAGAUCAGAGCAGUUGAGCUGAGUUAGCUUAGCUAUAGCGAGCAGCCAGCGAACCCAAGUUCUUCAAGCUCUUUUGCGAUUCGCUGUCAAGAUGCCUGCGAUGUUAGAGAAGGGCACCACUGAGAUAUCGGGUAAAAGAAGGGGCAGAAACUCUGUAAAUAAUCCGGCCAAAAGUUUUACUUCAAAUGGGAACAGUAACCAUUCAUGGGAGGAAGGAAGUUCGGGUUCCUCAAGUGAUGACGAGCAUGGUGCGGGCGGGAUGCGAGUUGGACUGCAGUAUCAGGCAGUUGUUCCCGACUAUGAUCCUGAAGUAGCAAAGGCAAGCCAAGAGAGAGAAAAUCUGGGAAUGCUAGUGUGGUUUCCAAAUCCGAGCAUACCAGAGGCCAAAUUGGAUGAGUAUAUUGCAAUAGCCAAAGAAAAACAUGGGUACAAUAUGGAGCAGGCAUUGGGCAUGCUGUUUUGGCACAAACACAACAUUGAAAAAUCUUUGGCAGAUCUUCCCAACUUCACCCCUUUUCCAGAUGAGUGGACAGUUGAAGACAAGGUGCUGUUUGAACAGGGUUUCAGCUUUCACGGAAAAACAUUUCACCGCAUCCAGCAGAUGCUUCCAGACAAGUCAAUUGCAAGCCUGGUUAGAUUCUAUUACUCAUGGAAGAAAACGCGCAGCAAAACGAGUGUGAUGGACCGCCAUGCACGCAAACAGAAGAGAGAUCGAGAGGAGAGUGAUGAUGAAGGAGAAGAAAACGGUCGCAAAUCUCCAGGGGAUGCUGAAAUUGAGCCAAAUAAGGAUGAAAAGAAAGAGGGAACUGCUGGACUUGAGAAACAAGAAUCAAAACCUGCAGUUGUGCAAAAGCCAGUGAAUAUCGCAGAGAAGUCUCUGCAUGUUAAGAAGGAGGUACAGGGACUUGCUGGGAGGAACCUACAUAGAGCGAAGAAGAAACCUCCUAAAGGAAUGCAUUUAAUCUCCGAUGAUGUGACGGCGAUGUCCAGCAGCGGCCCGGCCGCAGUUAGUGUUCUGAGACAGCUGGAUAUGGAGCUCAUCACCAUAAAACGACAGAUUCAGAGCAUCAAACAGCACAAUAGUGCCCUCAGAGAUAAACUAGACACAGGUUUGGAUGAGUACAGGCCAUCUGAGGCUAAUCAAAAAUUUAAUACCCGCUGGACCACAGAAGAGCAGCUGCUUGCAGUACAAGCUAUAAGGAAGUACGGACGGGAUUUCCAAGCCAUUUCUGAUGUGAUCAGCAACAAGUCUGUGGUUCAAGUGAAAAACUUCUUUGUGAAUUACCGGCGUCGUUUCAACCUGGACGAGGUCCUGCAGGAGUGGGAAGCUGAGCACGGCGUCGAGGGACGUAAGGGUAUAGAUGAAGAGAAGAUGGAGGUGUCAUCUGAAGAGGGGACCACCCCGGGGCCUUCAGAAAACCAGACAGAGGAACAAACAGCAUUGGAAACACAGAACCCCUCAGUUUCCUGAGUUCUUCAACAGCGGUCAGACGAGCUCAGAUCAGUUGAUGUCGCAGCUGUGCGUUAGAGGCAUUAAGGCUUCAACAGCCUCAAAUGAAGCCUCUACGUUAUAGACAUUCCUCCUCUCUACCCUAUUGAACCCGGGACUCCAUAACAGGUGCUACCGCAUGGGAGCACAAUCUUCACCAAGCUAGGAACUAGGACCAUCGUUAUAGUCACUGCCAACAGAAGUAUAGUUUCUGUCUGGUGUUCCAGCAGUUCUCUGCAAAUGGUAAUUGGUCUGUUAUGGGGGAAUAAAACACCCAUAUACCCAUCCCAAUGUCACUGAACAAUGAAUUGUGGUCUUGAAAGAUCUCUUGUCUGAAGGAGUUUAAUGUCACUUGACCAUCUCUUUUUCUUUAAAAAUUCAUAGGACUUUAAUCUGGUCCAAAUCCAACAUCCCUUUCCAGUUACUUUUUUAUUAUUGUAGCAUAUUAUCUAGUUAAAUGAUUUGUUAUUUUGAACGUUUAUUUUUUAAUUUCAUUUUUUAUUUGAUGUCUGGUUGGAAUUUUAAGCUAUUUAUUUGCAUAAAAUUGAAUUAUUAGAACUGCACUGUAUAUAUAAAAUGAAAUGCCAGUGUGGUUGAAAUUUAAAAAAAAAUGUAAUACCAUUUUUAUUAUUCUUUUAAAAAAGAAUGAGAAUUAAAAUUGUUCAAGUGAAUUGAAUUGGUUUAGUAUUAGGUCAUUAUAUAUUAUAUAUAUAUAAUGUGUGUUUAAUCAUGGACGCUUGUACAUGGUGUAUUCGAAAUGCAUUUUUAUCUCUUGGCCAAGGCUGAUGACUGUAAGAACAGACAGCAAAGUGUUGUAAUGGAAUGGGGAGGGUUUUUUUUGUGAGUUUUUUGUUUUUUGCUUAGAUUUUUAAAAUCUUAUUACAAACUGUGUUUUGACAAUUCUUCAUGCAAAGGUCAAGCUUUUCACCCUCUAAUGGGUGUUUAAACAUAUGAAUUGCCAUGUGUAGUUAAGAAUUUUAAAAUAAGGCAGCACAUCUAAAUUUCUACUAUUCCAUGCUUGAUGUUUUUCAAUAUGCCCUUAAUUUUGUUAAAAUCAACGGUAGAUGAGUUCAUAAUAUUGUUUCUUUUUGUAUGUUUAAUUGGAAAUGGAAUAAGUUAUUAUUUAAAAUACAUGCGCACUCACUUAUUUCGACCAACUUUUCCCUUCUAAUAACUGUAAUGGUACCAUACAUGUGUGAACUCCUUUAAAAGUUUUGUGUGCAGAUAACAUGUACAUGGUUGGGGUGAAAUUAUGUGUGUCUGUGUGUGGGUGGAAGCUAAUGUGGUCAUAAACUGGCCCAUAUAUAUUAAACCUAAUGGAUUUAUACAGUCAAA